Molecule: messenger RNA, 6960 nt
Organism: Oncorhynchus masou masou (cherry salmon)
Lineage: Eukaryota; Metazoa; Chordata; Actinopteri; Salmoniformes; Salmonidae
Product: SH3 domain and tetratricopeptide repeat-containing protein 1-like
Exons: 17
Coding region: 2467-6156 (1229 amino acids)
Molecular function (GO): protein binding
Source: RefSeq, a predicted model, not a curated record
GAAGUUCAAAGGGGCCGAAUACUUUCGCAAGGCACUGUAUAUGUAUGUAUGUAUGUGUGUGUCUGUGUGUUUUAAAUGGUUCAAAUUGGCGACCAAUCAGCUUGUUGCAAGUGCUUAGCAAACUUCUGGGGAAAAGUUGUUUUUUCAAGUUAUUUUACAGAAAACAAAGGGCUUGGCACUGACACAAAUGACUGAUGAUUGGCUGAAAGAAAUUGAUAGUAAAAAGAUUGAGUUGUUUUGUUAGACUUCAGUGGAUUUGCAUCCUCUGCCUUUAUUAUGGAUAGAGUUACCCAUAUAAUAGAACACCAAGGGUUUUCAUUAAUGGAAUCCUCUCUCUCUCCCUCUCUCUCUUUGUUAAUGGAAGCCUCUGCAAAUUCAGUGUGGUGUACCGCAGGGCAGCCGGCUAGGGCCAUUAUUGUUUUCUGUUUUUACAAAUGACCUUCCACUGACCUUGAAUAAAGCCUGUGUGUCUGUACGCUGAUAACUCAACAGUAUACAUGUCGCCUGUAGCAUGAAAAUAAAUAACUGAGACACUUAACAUAGAGUUCCAGUCAGUUAUAGAAUGGGUAACUAGCAAUAGGCUGGUGCUAAAUAUCUCUAACUAAAAGCAUAGUUUUUGGGACAAAUCACUCGCUUAACACUAAACCUCAUCUGGAUCUAUUAUUGAAUAAUGUGGCUAUUGAGCAAGUUGAGGAGACUAAACUGCUGGGUCUAACCCUAGAUAGCAAGCUAUCAUGGUCAAAAGAUAUGAACUUAAUGGUUGCUAAAAUGGGAAGAGGUCUGUCCAUGAUAGGGUCGUUGCUCUGCCUUCUUGACAUCUCAGUCGACCAGACAGGUCCUACAGGCCCUAGUUUUGUCGCACCUGGACUACUGCCCAGCUUUGUAGUCAUGUGUGGCAAAGAACGAGUACCAGUAACAUGCAUGUCAGUCUCUCCUGGCUCAAAGUUGACUGCAUCACUAUUGGUCUUUGUGUGAGGUGUUGAAGGUACCGAACUGUCUGUUCAAGCAGUUGGCACACACAACAGAAAACAUGCAACCAGAGAUAUCUUCACAGUCCCCAGGUCCAGAACAGAGGUUGGGAAGCGCACAGUAUUAAAUAGAGGCAUGACUACAGGGAACUAUCUGCCACCCCAAGUAACUCAAGCUAGCAAUUAAACCAGUUAUAAAAAAACAGAUAAAAGAACACCUUACAGCACUAAGGGGACUGUGACAAGACACAGACAUUUUUAUAGUGUAUUGUAAUUUGCACUGUACUGUGUAUUAGACCUAGAUGUUGUGUGCAUGUACUGAUAUGUAGGUGUCGUGACUUGACUUUUAACAUUAAUCUGAACACUGUUAUAUAUCUAAUCAACUAUGUUGUUCCCCGAUCAAAUUAAUCAUGUAACAAUUAACUCAUUAGGAUCUGGGGCACCACGAGAGCAGUUAUUUAAAGAGUUACCAUCUCCCGAAUUAAACUCUAAAGGUCUUUACCUAUCACAUCUAUAAACAGUCAACUUAUUAAUCACAACCUCUUAUCAUAUCAUCAUUCUGAACAGUCGUAACCUCUUUGCAUCUGCAAAAACCCGAGCCUUACUCGGUAAGAUUCAGUACAACACAGAUUGAUUUAUUUAUUUAUUUACUAGCUAAUUAAAUGGUAACACAAGAUAAACAUAUACACUAAAAACAGGUCCCUGGUGGACUGACAACAAUAGGGCUACUUGUUACAAAAGACAUGGAGAGGGCGAGAGAGGGAGUGGGACCGUGACACUUAACAUUGGUACAUUUGGAAACUACUCUCACUUGAUUUCUUACUCCAAGCGGGUGGCGGCACAGCGACCACCCACGUGGAGUAAGCAAUCAUGUAUGUAUUUACGUGAAAAUUCUUAACCCAUCAUUUUAUACAGUUUGUUCAAAAGGGGCGGUUCUGUCAGGCUGACACACUCUCUGACCUCAAUCAAGGGGGCGGUGACUACUUACUGUGCACAGUUAUAGAAACAAUUUCCUCUUAGUUUCUAAAAUCACAUCCCUCUCUUAACAAAAACACUAAUACUUUUUCAUAUAGCAUGCACAACGCAGAGGAUGGAAACUUUGUACAUGUCGUAUGUAUACUUUCCAAGUUACAGUAUUUUCUUUAUAAUAUUUUUAAUGACAUCACAAAAUAACAACCAAACCGACAUUAGUGUUAUUUUAGGUCGCCUCUGACAAAUCCCCACAUUCUAUAUUAGAAAUAUUGUUCUAAUAGUUGCUUUUGAACGUGUUAGACUUUUGGCGCAAAAACUCUUCUUGAAACAAAGUACAUUCCUUGAGGGAAUUUAGAGAGGGAUGUCUGAAUGUUUUGUCCUUGAUUUAUAACAGGGUGUGAGGUGUUAAUCCCCACCAGUUCCCUCCUCCCUCUCUGCAGGUGACAGGGGGUCUGGUUGAAGUUAUUUAUUGCAAAGCUGAUCUGACCUAUUUGGAUCCUCACAGGACAGUCAUGACAUAGGCUAUAUGUCACAUUUUAAAUGCUUUCUGGGUCAGUGCAUGGAGAACCUGCUGUUGGACCAGGACUUCUGGUUGAGUUCUCUGGACCAGGAGUACUUUGCCAUAGAGAUCUCUAUCCAAGAGGAGACUCUCAACCUCAUGUACAAAGGCAUCCUCAUGCAAGAGGGUUCCUUGUUCGCCAGCUGCAGCUCCACCCAGAUGUUCGACAGCUCCACCUCUGGUAGAGACCUCUACCUGGAGCAGGGGGACAUCGCCCUGUUUGAGCCCCCGUUCCUGGGCUCGGGGUGGACCGUACUCUCCCUGGGGGAUGGAGCCCGGGGGACCAAACCCAAACCAGUCCUGGAGCCCGUUAUCCCCUUCCACCAAUGGUUCCUCAAAUCAUGUGCGGAGAACAUCUUAGUUGGCAGUGGCAAGCCAGCAUGUGAUUUCCCCUGCCAGUUUGCCACUGGCUCUUGCGUGGCCACUGUUGAGUAUGACGCCGGUGGGCCAGAUGAGCUAAGCCUGGAACAGGGUGACCGCAUCAUCAUUGUGGGCCUGUUGGUGUCGUGCUUCGAGUGGUUCACUGGCAGACUGGAGAGAACAGGAGAAGUGGGAUUGGUGAUGACAACACUGGUCAGACCGGCCGAUAGCCUUUGUGAGGCGUCUGACAUUUUCCUAGAGAAAGAAGAGAGGUUGUUUUUCAACCUGAAUGACGAUCAGAUUAAAGAGGAGACAAUCGCCUUGCUGAAAAAAAUCAACCCGAAUGAUGUUGGACACGUCUACAAACUUGAUCUGAUUGCUCAACCGGAUUCUCCAAAUGAACCAACUCAAAAUGGUUCCCAAGGCAACAUGGACGCUCACCAACAAGCAGAACUGAGGAGGAAGAUUGAAGAGAUUCUGCUAAAAGGGAAGAUGAAAUCGAAGGUGCCUCAUGCAACUGUGAUGACAAAUGGAACUCUGGAGGACCAGAGUGAGACCUCUAAGACUACAUUACCCAGCGGGCCUCACUUCACCAUCCAACCAGUUGAGGAAGGCACCACCACCAACCAGGAGAAAUUCCUUCCUCUUCUAUCCUUCCUGGGUGGCAGCAACUACAAGCCAGAGUUUGGCGCCCUCUAUGGCCAAACUCCGGAACGGCUCCUUGCCACUUUCACUGGCCACUCGGACGACGUUGACAAAUUAGUGGCGUAUCUAGGUGUUGCCAGGGAAACUGCCAGGAAGAAACGUCUCCAUUGGUCCCAGAGCCGCCUCUGUUUCCUUUUGGGGAAACUCUGUGCAGGACGAUCAAAAUUUUCCCAGGCUCGCGUCUACUUCGAGGAGGCCCUUAGCGUCCCUCGAGACAUCUUCACGGACAUGCUAAUGCUAGCUAGCAUCUACGCUAACCUAGCGGUGAUCUAUCUCAUGCAGAAAAAUACAGAGAAAUACUUGGCUCUGUCGGAGCGGAUCGCUGCGCUGCUAAUGGGCAUCCCUUACUGCGUCUCGACAGUGGAGAAAGACUCAGAAGUUCUGAAAUUUAUCCUGAAGAAGGCGGUGCUUAGUCACAAUAAGAUGGCAGAAGCCAGAGCAUGCUUCCUUUUGGCAAAGCUCCACUGGAGGCGAGGAGAGGCGGCGGACACCAUUCCCUUCCUGGAGAGGCUUCUGGUUCUCUUGGCGGAGCCCCCUGGUGUCCGGAGCGUCGUGCCCAGCCAUGGCUACCUCAGCCUGGCGGGACUGUACAGCCAGCUCUCCCUUCCUCACCUCUGUGUCAGCUCGGCCAGGAGAGCCACGAUGCAUCCAUCUGCUGGGCUAGCCGAUUGUCUGAAUGGAAUGGGGCUGGUUCUGGAGAACACAGACAGACUCUAUGGGAUCCGGAAGCAGGACGUCGCCAUUCCGGCUCAAGUGGCUCCAUAUCUCAGCCAGUCGCUCUCCUUCACUGGGCGAUUAGAUGGAGUCGGUGGCACUGGUGACCACACUCUAAGCCAGGCUCUAACACUCUGCCUAUCCCAGCUGUUUCAGGAACAUGGGAUGCUAGGUCACGCCGUACGCUCCAUGCACACUCUCAUAGACCAUCAUUGUGCGCCGUCAUCAUCAUCUGGCACCUCUAGCAUUCCUGAACGAAACAUCGCCCUUGUGUGGCUAGCAUGGCUCCACAUCUGUAACAGCCAACCAGAGGUUGCUCUAGACGUCCUCGACUCAGUGCUGGCCUCCAUGCCAGAACAUUGCACUACCCCACAGGAAGGACUGGUCCACAACAUGAGGGGUGUAGCCUUGCGAAGCAUGGGGGACCUGAGGAGGGCAGCAGAUAGCUACCAGACGGCCAUUGAUGUGUGUGUGGAGUUUGAGGACAGGGCUAACUGGGCAGUAGCAGAAGCUAACCUGGGGUUAUUGUGUCUGAAGGCUGGGGCUAAGAGGUUAGCGGAGCAGCAUCUAACAGAAGCUGUUGAGAUGUUGUCAGCGCUGGAGGGACAAGAACAUGAGGUGAACUUUACCAGCAUGCUGUUGGAGCUGGGACAGUACUAUGUGAACCAGAGACACCUGGACAGAGGAAAGAUCUACUAUGAAUGGGCUCUACUCAUGGCUAUCAAGUCAAACCACUCAGACAGUCAGUUGAGCGUGACGCGACGCUUGUGCCACCUUUACAGAACAGUGUGUCCGGAUGAGGCCCAGUGCAUCAUCUACAACGAACAUCAGCUGGCGCUGCUGGUGACCCGGGGAGACAGGAGACAGGAGGGAGAGGUGUUGGAGACCAUCAGCCAGCUAUACCUUAGUCUGGGGACAGAGAGGGCUAGGCGGUCUGCUCUGGACUACACCAAGCGUAGCCUGGGUAUCUUCAUAGACCUGGGCCGGAGGGAGAAGGAGGCUUACGCCUGGUUACAGGCUGGGAAGAUAUACCACCUGCUGGGCCAGACUGAACUGGUGGACCUUUAUUUACAGGUGGCCCAAGAUGUGGGGGUGAGUACGGGAGACACACACUUCAUCCUACAGCUGCUGGAGGCAGCAGGGGACGUCUUCUUCAACAGCUCAACGGAGAGAGAGAAGGCUGUCUGCUUUUAUGGGGACCGUGCCCUGCCCAUCGCGGUGAAAACCAGCAGUACAGAGGUCAGACUGAGACUGUCUAACAAGCUGGUGGAGCUGCUGCUGCAGAUGAAGCUGUAUGGAGAGGCUGUUGAGUACGCCCAGACCGCCCUGGACAUCAGUGUUAAACUGGGAAACCGUCUGAACGAGCGUGUGGCGUUCCACCGCCUGGCUACUCUGUACCACUGUCUGGGUCAGUUUGAGCUGGCUGAACACUACUACCUGAAGGCCCUCUCCCUCUGCCCCACGCCCCUGGAGUUUGAUGAGGAAACCCUGUACUAUGUCAGGGUGUAUCGGACGCUGGGGGACAUUAUAUUCUAUGACCUGAAGGACCCGUAUGAUGCUGCAGGGUACUACCACCUAGCACUUGCUGCAGCCAUGGACAUCGGCAACAAGAAGUCCCAGCUCCAGCUCUGCACCCGAUUGGCUACCAUCUACCACAACUUCCUGGUCGAUCGGGAACUGUCCCUCUUCUUCUACCAGAAAGCACGAGCGUUCGCCUCCGACCUCAAUGUACGACGCAUCAACCUCUCGCCAGACCAGAUCUUCAGCAGUAUGUCACAGUACAAGACGAACAGGGUGAACAUCCAGGAACCAAGAAAUGAGUCACCGCCAAACGGCCAUCUUGGUUUGAAGUUAGUGAGAAGAGGGGAGUGGUUAUAGCCUGGACCCAGAUCUGUUUGUGCUCUUACCAACUCCAAUGCUCAUUGUCAAGCAAAACAUGACAAUGAGUUGCUAUGAUAGCACAAACAGACUGGCACUCAGGCUAGAGAGUUUAUGGGUGUUUGAGGAUAUUGUGCCAAGUGGGUGUUGUAGGCCUUUGUUCAGUUUAAAUAUGUAAUUUAUGAACUGCUGAGAUGUGUUAAUGUGAUUUUGCCAAUCAGUGUUCUGUGCCUUACUGAACAAUAUCACUUAGAAUAGAAUCAUACAGCAAUGACUGAAUAUUUAUAAUUGUCUUCAGUUGAUGACCUGAAAUGAGUUAAGUCAUGGUGAAAGUAAUGAAUCAUGAAAGAUAUCUCUAAUAAAAAGUCAGAGAAGAUAAUGGAGAAGGUCCAGCUGUUGCAGGUUACAGUGGAGUGAAUUGCUCUGUGAGAGUGAAGACCACUUGGACUGCGCGGCUGGGCCCAUAUCCACAGUGUCUCAUAGUAGGAGUGCUGAUCUAGGAUCUGCCCAUACAGUCGUAUUUAUUCUGAUCCAAAAGGCAAAACUGAUCCCAAGUCAGCACUCUGAUAAGCCGUCAAUGCCUUUUUUUGUAUGAUUAGCUAGUUUUCCAUCCAAUCGGCUCAAAGAUUUUAAUGCGACUAUUCAACAAUCCGCAUAAUGAAAAUAUGAACAUUUUCCCAUCAGUGGUGUUUCCACCCAACGGACUUGUUGUGGAUAAAAAAUCAAUGCGUGAUGACGUAGUGCACACAAAAUGUACUUUUUCGCUUAGGUUUUCAUGUAAUGAAUAAAAAUUGAAAGAGUCAA